Symphalangus syndactylus (siamang) is the source of this 8388-nucleotide messenger RNA. It is a transcript of the gene GPATCH8, whose product is annotated as G-patch domain containing 8. NCBI's taxonomy places the organism in Eukaryota, Metazoa, Chordata, Mammalia, Primates, Hylobatidae. Gene Ontology annotation, molecular function: nucleic acid binding. Gene Ontology annotation, cellular component: nucleus. The record is from RefSeq and is a predicted model, not a curated record.
CUCAGCGCCCCGAGUAGCUGGAAUUACAGGCAUGCGCCACCACCCCUGGCUAAUUUUUGUAAUGAAAAGAAAGUUUUAACUAGAAAAAAAUAGGCUGGGCGUGGUGGCUCACACAGUAUAAUCCCAGCACUUUGGAAGGCCGAGGCAGGCAGAUCAGUUGAGGUCAGGAGUUCAAGACCAGCCUGCCCAACUUAGUGAAACCCCAUCUCUACUAAAAAUAAAAAAAAUUAGCCAGGCGUGGUGGCCUGGCUAGUAGUCCCAGCUACUCGAGGCAGGAGAAUUGCUUGAGUCCGGGGAGGCGGAGGUUGCAGUGAGCCAGGGUGGCGCCACUGCACUCCAGCCUAAGUGACGGAGCAAGACUCCAUCUCAAAAAUAAAGAAAAAAGUAAACCAGGAAAAAGUAUAAUUCAAACUUCAAUAAUGUAUAGACUUGCCUUUUAAGGGAGAAAAAGCAAAACAGAUUUACAAUGUAAUAAAAUUCACAUUGACAGCAUUAAUGUGAUGUAUGAUAAUGUUUUAGUGACACUGUCUUCAACCUGAAUGUAGUAGAAAUUGUUACAUCUUUGGUUCAUUUGAAUUUGACAUGUUUAUUCUCUUGCACACCUUGUGUUACCUCAGCUCUCCCACCACUUUUCUCUAUUGCAUUUGCUCUCAUACUAGGGAUAUUUUGUCACUCUGGAGGCACUUGGCAAUGUCUCUGUACAUUUUUGGUUGUCCCAACUAAGGGUGUGAUACUACUGGCAUCUAGUAGGUUGAGGCCAGCAAUGCUGGUAACAUCUUACAAUGCACAGGAAAGCCCCUUGAAACAAAGAGGCAAAAUGGCAGUUAAUAGUGCUGCAGUUGAAAACCCUGUUCUAUCAGAAUUAAUUGAAAACUUUCGUAUAUAUAUGAUAUUGUGGUGUCCUUUGACCUUACUACAAACAAAUUAUUGUCAUUUUACAUCCCAAGUUAUGUUGUAAACAUUUAUAAAGUGCUCAUCUAGGUAAUCCAGAAUAUUCACUUAUUACUCUUUUUUAGAGUAUCAUCAAAAUAAAAAUACAAAAUUAAGGGUUACCCAUGGAGAACUCAUGGACUGCCUGUUCGCUAAUACAGAAUAUGUAUCUAUGAUCCCUGGUCUAGGAAAAAUCUUUAGCUGGUAUGUUGAAUGAAUGCAUGUGAGUUUAUUUCUUCAUCUUAAUCAGAAGUUCAUCUUAUGCAUUAAAAAAAAAAAAAACAUGUAGUACAAGUUUGGUCUUGGUUUUGUUUUUUGGUGAAAUGUUCUUCAUUUGCUUGAAAGGUAGGCUUUUUCACUCUUCUUCAUGCUGCUGUUCUAAUGCAAACAGUAGGAUCUCAAAACAGAAUGUUAUAAAUAUAUAAACAAAAGAAGCACAGCACUAAAUUUUUCAUAGUUCAUCUCUUCCCUCAACUUGGAAUGUCUGAGGAACCCACUGGGUGCACUGGCUCAUGCCUGUAAUCCCAGCUACUGAGGAGGCUGGGCAGGAAGAUCUGUUGAGGCCAGGAGUUCAAGGCUGCAGUGAGCUAUGCUCAUGCUACUGCACCCCAGCCUGGGUGACAGAGCAAGACUCUGUCUCUCUAAAAAAAAAAAAAAAAAAAAAAAAUUAAAUACCCUGAUGUGGUGACACGCACAUGUAGUGUAAGUCCCAGCUACUUGUGAGGCUGAGGCAGGAGGAUCGCUUGAGCCCAGGAGUUUGAGGUUGCAAUGAGCUAUGAUCAUGCCACUAUACCCUAGCCUGGGUGACAGAGCAAGACCCUGUCUCGGACAACAAAAAAAAAAUUUCUAAGGAAUCUUUAAUUGACCUUGGUACAACACAGCCACGUAACCCCUAAUAGGAGGAAGGACAUAUUUUUCAUUCCUCUUUGAUGGACAUGAACUUAACAUACAAAUGGACCUACCAUUUUUCCAAAUUCAUGCUCUAAAAUCAUAAAGACACCCUGUCUUGUCUUCCAGGAAGGCACACAGGAUUAUUAUGAAUCUGAGAUAAUAGCUGAUGUAUUGAAAGCAAAUCCUUCUAAUUUGGGAGCCCAGAUCACAAGAAGAUUAAAAGAUCUCAAGCAGAGAGAGUUUGCUCGAAAUGUCUCUUCAAGAUCCCGCAAGGAUGAGAAAAAACAGGAAAAAGCCCUUCGGCGGCUCCAUGAGUUGGCAGAGCAAAGAAAACAAGCUGAAUGUGCACCUGGAAGUGGUCCCAUGUUCAAACCAACCACAGUGGCUGUAGAUGAAGAAGGUGGAGAAGAUGAUAAAGAUGAAUCAGCUACAAAUAGUGGCACAGGUGCCACUGCUUCUUGUGGCCUGGGAUCUGAAUUCUCCAUAGAUAAAGGAGGCCCUUUCACUGCAGUACAAAUCACUAAUACCACUGGACUGGCCCAGGCUCCUGGGUUAGCCUCCCAAGGCAUCAGCUUUGGCAUUAAGAAUAAUCUGGGGACCCCAUUGCAAAAAUUGGGAGUGUCAUUUUCUUUUGCCAAGAAGGCUCCUGUCAAACUCGAAUCAAUAGCAUCAGUUUUCAAGGACCACGCAGAGGAAGGGACCUCUGAAGAUGGAACAAAACCCGAUGAGAAGGGUUCUGACCAAGGACUGCAGAAGAUAGGAGACUCUGAUGGGAGCAGUAAUCUUGAUGGUAAAAAAGAGGAUGAAGACUCUCCGGAUGGAGGGUCCCUUGCCUCAACAUUAUCCAAAUUAAAAAGGAUGAAACGAGAAGAAGGAGCUGGGGCUACAGAGCCCGAGUAUUACCACUACAUCCCCCCAGCACACUGCAAAGUAAAACCUAAUUUUCCCUUCCUACUUUUUAUGAGAGCCAGUGAACAAAUGGAAGGUGAUAAUACUACACACCCAAAGAAUGCCCCAGAGAGUAAAAAAGGCAGUUCUCCCAAGCCUAAAAGCUGCAUCAAGGCGGCAGCAAGCCAAGGAGCAGAAAAGACAGUUAGUGAAGUUUCUGAGCAGCCGAAGGAAACCAGCAUGACCGAGCCCUCAGAACCAGGAAGCAAAGCUGAGGCAAAGAAGGCCUUAGGAGGGGAUGUAAGUGAUCAGAGUUUAGAGAGUCAUAGUCAGAAGGUUUCAGAGACCCAAAUGUGUGAGUCCAACUCUUCUAAAGAAACCUCUGUGGCCACCCCAGCAGGGAAAGAAAGCCAAGAAGGACCCAAACAUCCUACUGGUCCCUUCUUCCCAGUUUUGAGCAAAGAUGAAAGCACUGCCCUCCAGUGGCCAUCAGAACUAUUAAUUUUCACCAAGGCAGAACCCUCCAUUUCAUACAGUUGUAACCCUUUAUAUUUUGACUUUAAACUUUCAAGGAACAAAGAUGCCAGAACUAAAGGAACAGAAAAACCAAAGGAUAUAGGAAGCUCCUCAAAGGACCAUCUCCAAGGCCUAGAUCCUGGUGAGCCAAAUAAAAAGAAGGAAGUGGGUGGAGAGAAAGUAGUACGUUCCUCAGGAGGCAGAAUGGACGCACCUGCUUCAGGGUCUACCUGUAGCAGCCUGAACAAGCAGGAGCCUGGGGGUAGCCAUGGGUCUGAAACAGAAGACACAGGGAGAAGCCUUCCCAGCAAGAAAGAACGAUCUGGGAAGUCCCACCGGCACAAAAAGAAAAAGAAGCACAAAAAAUCCAACAAACACAAACGUAAACACAAGGCUGACACAGAAGAGAAAAGCUCUAAGGCAGAGUCGGGGGAGAAAUCUAAGAAGCGCAAGAAACGAAAACGAAAGAAGAAUAAGUCAUCAGCUCCAGCAGAUUCUGAACGAGGACCCAAACCAGAACCCCCUGGGAGUGGCAGUCCUGCACCGCCAAGAAGGCGGCGGCGAGCUCAAGAUGACUCCCAGCGGAGAUCCCUCCCAGCUGAAGAGGGGAGCAGUGGCAAAAAGGAUGAAGGUGGGGGUGGUAGCAGCUCCCAAGACCAUGGUGGGAGGAAACACAAAGGUGAACUUCCACCUUCAUCCUGCCAGCGAAGAGCAGGCACCAAACGGAGCAGCCGGUCUAGCCAUCGGAGCCAACCCAGUAGUGGAGAUGAGGAUAGUGAUGAUGCUUCCUCACACCGGCUGCACCAGAAGUCUCCAUCCCAGUACAGUGAGGAAGAAGAAGAGGAAGAUUCAGGCAGUGAGCAUUCCCGCAGCCACUCAAGGUCUGGCCGGCGCCAUUCCUCACAUCGUUCCUCCCGCCGUUCUUAUUCAAGUAGCUCAGAUGCCUCUUCAGACCAGAGCUGCUAUAGUAGACAGCGCAGUUACUCUGAUGACAGCUACAGUGACUACAGUGACAGAUCACGAAGGCACUCCAAGCGCUCCCAUGACUCAGAUGACUCAGACUAUGCCAGCUCCAAACACCGAUCAAAACGGCACAAAUAUUCAUCUUCUGAUGAUGACUAUAGCCUCAGUUGCAGCCAGUCCCGAAGCCGAUCUCGGAGUCAUACCAGAGAGCGCUCAAGAUCCCGGGGCCGCAGCCGCAGCAGCAGUUGUAGUCGUAGUCGAAGCAAGCGGAGAAGCCGUAGCACCACAGCCCACAGCUGGCAACGGAGCCGGAGCUAUAGCCGGGACCGCAGCCGCAGCACCAGGAGCCCUUCCCAGAGAUCAGGCUCCAGGAAGGGAUCAUGGGGUCACGAGAGCCCUGAGGAGAGGCAUUCUGGGCGUCGGGACUUCAUUCGUUCUAAGAUCUACCGCUCCCAGUCCCCCCACUAUUUCCGAUCAGGCCGGGGAGAAGGUCCUGGGAAGAAAGAUGAUGGCAGAGGAGAUGACAGUAAAACAACAGGUCCACCUUCCCAGAACAGCAACAUUGGCACGGGAAGAGGGUCAGAAAGUGACUGCAGUCCUGAAGACAAGAACUCUGUCACUGCCAAACUGCUACUGGAGAAGAUCCAGUCAAGGAAAGUGGAGAGGAAACCUAGUGUGAGUGAGGAGGUGCAGGCCACCCCUAAUAAAGCUGGGCCCAAGCUCAAGGAUCCCCCACAAGGUUACUUUGGGCCCAAGCUCCCCCCAUCUCUUGGCAAUAAGCCUGUCCUUCCACUGAUAGGGAAGCUCCCAGCUACCCGAAAGCCCAAUAAGAAGUGUGAAGAGUCUGGCUUGGAAAGGGGGGAAGAGCAAGAACAGUCAGAGACAGAAGAGGGGCCCCCAGGGAGUAGUGAUGCCCUAUUUGGGCAUCAGUUCCCUUCAGAGGAAACAACUGGCCCCUUAUUAGACCCACCCCCAGAAGAGUCAAAGUCUGAAGAAGUUACUGCUGAUCACCCUGUGGCUCCACUAGGCACCCCAGCACACUCUGACUGCUACCCUGGGGACCCAACCAUCUCCCAUAACUACCUCCCCGACCCCAGUGAUGGGGACACCCUGGAGUCCCUGGAUAGCAGCAGUCAGCCAGGCCCUGUGGAGUCCAGCUUGCUGCCUAUAGCACCAGACCUUGAGCAUUUCCCCAGUUAUGCGCCUCCCAGUGGGGAUCCUAGUAUUGAGUCAACAGAUGGGGCUGAGGAUGCUUCACUGGCCCCCCUGGAAAGCCAGCCCAUCACCUUCACCCCUGAGGAGAUGGAGAAGUACAGCAAGCUCCAGCAGGCUGCUCAGCAACACAUCCAGCAGCAGCUUCUGGCCAAGCAAGUAAAGGCCUUUCCAGCCUCAGCUGCCCUGGCCCCAGCCACACCAGCCCUGCAACCCAUCCACAUUCAGCAGCCAGCUACAGCCUCUGCCACCUCCAUCACAACUGUUCAGCAUGCCAUCCUACAACAUCAUGCUGCCGCAGCUGCUGCUGCCAUCGGCAUUCACCCUCAUCCCCAUCCCCAACCACUUGCCCAGGUGCAUCAUAUUCCCCAGCCCCAUCUGACCCCCAUUUCUUUGUCCCACCUCACUCACUCAAUCAUCCCUGGCCACCCUGCCACCUUUCUCGCUAGCCAUCCCAUCCACAUCAUUCCCGCCUCAGCCAUCCAUCCUGGGCCCUUCACCUUUCACCCUGUCCCACAUGCUGCCCUCUACCCCACCCUACUUGCUCCACGGCCUGCUGCAGCAGCUGCCACUGCACUCCACCUUCACCCACUACUUCACCCCAUCUUCUCAGGUCAGGACCUGCAACAUCCCCCUAGCCAUGGCACAUGAGUUGGGGAAUGGGAUCCUAGGUAGGGCCAGGGGAGGAGACCCAUAAAUGUUCUCUUGGAGGUGUUGAGCCAUUAAUACCAGCGAGUAGAAGCUGGGAUGGGCAGUGUCUGACAGCCAAAGAAUUGAGUUUUGGCUUGCAGGGGUGGGUUUAGAUUUGAAGUUUGCUUUCAGUUUACUAUCAGGGAUUUCAUUUUCCUGUCCUCCUCUCAAUUUGUCCCUCCCUCUUCUGUGUUUCUAAGCUAGGGAACACCAGUAAGUGCUACCCACCCCUCUGCAGCAACAUCUCCAAACUGUCAAGUUUAGAUAAUCCCCUCCUCCCUCUGCUUUUUUCCUCUGCUCUCCCCUUCUAUAAAUUUUAAAACAUUUUCCUCCCCUCUGGCCAGUGGGUUAUCACCAGAGCACUUGCUGUGGGUCCAUCUGGUCUUGCCUUCUCAGUGCCACAGGGAAGGCCAAGCUGUUCUAGUGGUGGAAGUGCCACCACUUUGGGGUAGUAUCUUUGACCAUCCUUGGUGACGUUAUGUUAUCCCAACUGAGGUGGAAAGAGUCUCACCUGGAACCUGAUAUAACUCAGGCUGCAAUUCCAUCCAGUUCACACAUCAACGGAGCCACACAUUUGGCACUGUUAUCUUGGUAUCCCUCAUCCCAGAAGAGGCAUCUCCAUAUCCCAGAAAAGAAGAUCCUAUCAUGAAUAAAAGCUGUGUGGAACAUAGAGUUGCCCGUGUGCUUUCCCAGAGAGGAGCUCAUGUGUCUGAAGUGAAGGGUAUAUUUUCUUCUGUUGUGUUGAUGUUUCCUUCUUAAUUUAUAGGAUUUUUUAAUGUAAAAAAUUGCACUGAACUCUAUAAACGUAAAUGCUGCUUUUUGUAGCUCAUAUAAAAAAGGUUCCAUAUUUGUAGUAUACUGCAAUAAUAUUUUUUACAUCCAGCUCUUUAAGUGAUCCUCGUUCUGGUGGCUUUGUGUAAAUAUGUUUGCCCUAGUUGAAUUAAGAAACUUUAAAGGUUAUACAAUGAAAACAAAAAAUAAAAUACUUGUUUUCUGCUAGAUGCAAAACUGACUAAGCAUGUAUAUUUUACCAAGCUUAUGUAUUUUUUGAAGUUAUGAACUAUAAAAUGUUAAAACAUUUUUUGCUGGGACAAAAUGUUAAGUAAUUUGCAGUAUGUAGUGCCCCCAGUAUUGAGAUUUUUGAGCUAAUGGGCAGCAGUCAGCUGGGGGCUUCUGAGGGAUGCUCAUAUUUAAUAGUCUCCCUCAUGUACUUUUGCUGUACACAGAGAAACAGGUGGACCCCACAGAGGAGAAGGAGGGGACUCAACAGCUUUAUUGUCUGGAAGCAGUGAGAUUUGGUGAUUGUCUGGGGGGAUUCCUGGGUGUCCCUGGGUACCUUGUUCCAGGCAGUCAGUCCAUUUGCCUUCCUAGUACUUAGCCCCCUCUGACAAUUUUUUUUUUUUUAAUGUGCCUUUUGGGUUGGUAGAAACUAAAGUAGAAGUAGGCUGGAGGAUGAGUUGGGACAGUCUUCUUCCUUUUGUUGGGAGGUGAGCACAUUUACAGAUACUUCAAAUUCUUUUGCUUCAUAGUUUCCAUGCCCUCUGCCCAGCUCAGUUUAGACAGUAAGCGUUCCUUGUUUCUUUUCUCCCAUGACACUGACAAGAGGAAUUACCACCUCAGCCUCUUUUGCCCCUCUUCUUGCCUUUCACCCAGGCUCUCAGCCCUAAUUAACACACUGACCCAAAGGUGCUUGUAUUACAGGUCCCAUCUCCUUUGAUGAGGUUAACAGUUCCCACUUUGGCAUUUUCCUAACUAUUCCUGUGGCUAGAAUUGGUUGGUUGGUCACUUGACAAGAAAAACCAUACUUACCUGGGCCAAGGCUCUGUGUUCUGCCUUCUCAAAUUCCCAAAAGAGAAAAGUUUUAAGUUUAUGAAAAGAAAGUGGCAGGCAAACACAACUCUUGACUGACUUCCCACCCUCCUACCUGUUCAGUACUCCUCAUCUGAUUCAGAAGCAUCACUUCUUGGAUAACUAGCACUGGAUAAACGAAAUCAUCUGUGUAAGUGAAGGGACUCAUUUUUCUUUGCUUUCAGCCCAUGUAAAUAAAUAAUACAGUAUUAACAUUUUCGUGCUGCUCCCCAUUAGCUUGUAGAUUGAGCCAUACUCUGGCUGCCUCUGCCUUCCUAGGGGCAUUUUCUUUAACUUCCAGAAUAGUGAUUUUAAAACUAAAAAAUAAAAAUAAACCUUACUUACAAGCAUAACAGAUUGUAUUUAACUUUAUCACAUAUGAUAGAGAUAUAUAUGCUGUAAAAUGAGGGAAAGGAACUUUCUAAUAAACCAAUGAUUUGUGGAAACUUA